AUGAUGAUGAUGAUCGCUGCAAAUAUACCAUGGAUAAAGUUAAAUAAUAAGCAUUUUCGAAGCUUCUUGUUGAAAUAUUGUGUAGGUCACGAUAUUCCUGAAGAAUCUCUUUUAAGGAAAACGUUUCUAGACAAAGUGUUCGAGAACCAGGUUGUCCAAAUUCGUCAAGAAUUGCUUGAGGGAUUUUUUUGGGUAUCGAUGAAUGUAACCAUUGACUUUUUGGGACGAAAGAUUGUACACCUUCUUGUGACGAAUUUAAAACCAAACAAACCUUCCUCUUGCUAUCUUAUAGCGUCUAAAGUAACAAGUGAAAUAGCGAAUGGUACAACGAUAUUUAAUUUUUUUGACGAAACUUUAAGGUGGCUAUGGUUGAAUAAAGCUGAGCAAAAUUUUAAAAAUAUUAUUAUGUUUACAAGCGAUGCCGUCAGCUAUAUGCUUAAUGCUGGAAGAAAAAUAAAGGCAAAGUGCCCACAAACACUUCAUGUUACAUGUAUUGUACAUGGCAUUCAUCGAAUUGCAGAAGAAGUAAGAAAUCAAUUCAAAGAUGUAGAUAACUUCGUGGAUAAUGUUAAGAAAAUCUUUUUAAAAGCUCCAUCUCGCGUUAAAACAUUUAAGGAAAUGUUCCCAGACUUGCCGUUGCCCCCAAAGCCGAUUAUUACCCGUUGGGGUACAUGGAUUAAAGCUGUGUGUUAUUUUCAACAUCAUUAUAAUGAAGUGAGAACUGUGCUUGAAUUAUUUGACCCCCGUUCCAGUGCAGCAAUUAGAAAUUGCCGUGAACUAAUGGACAAACCAGAAUUAAUUGCUGAUUUAAAUUUUGUGGCAAACAAUUUCGGCAUGAUCCCUGAAAUAAUUCAAAUGUUGGAGUCUUCAAAAGUUUCCGUACAAUUCGCUCUGGAAAAACUUAACGAAUUAAAAACUAAAAUUGACGCAGUGCCGCGCGAUGUAGGAAUUCGUUUACAGGAAAAGAUGGCUGCCGUUUUACAAAAAAUCCUGAUUUAG
Psylliodes chrysocephalus is the source of this 999-nucleotide messenger RNA. Lineage: Eukaryota; Metazoa; Arthropoda; Insecta; Coleoptera; Chrysomelidae. The record is from the annotation of a GenBank genome assembly.